Molecule: messenger RNA, 5347 nt
Organism: Strongylocentrotus purpuratus (purple sea urchin)
Lineage: Eukaryota; Metazoa; Echinodermata; Echinoidea; Camarodonta; Strongylocentrotidae
Gene: rps6ka5
Product: ribosomal protein S6 kinase alpha-5
Exons: 15
Coding region: 118-2946 (942 amino acids)
Biological process (GO): regulation of DNA-templated transcription; intracellular signal transduction; protein phosphorylation
Molecular function (GO): protein serine/threonine kinase activity; ATP binding; magnesium ion binding
Source: RefSeq, a predicted model, not a curated record
GAUAAUGAGAACAAUAUUAUUUAGAUUGUUUCCCCGAAAAAGUGAAACUUUUCGUAACAGUAUUCGGGCCUUAGAAGUGGGCAAAUUUGCCCUAAGUUCUACUGACGGAGUGUGGAAAUGGCACAGGCUUAUGUUGAAGAUACGCUGAUGGUUCGGCAUGAACUGAAACAUGCUAACCUAACAGGACAUGCGGAGAAGGUGGGGCGAGAGAACUUUGAGCUCUUGAAGGUGUUAGGAACAGGAGCCUAUGGCAAGGUCUUCCUGGUGCGGAAGGUUGGCAAUCACAACCAGGGCAAGCUCUACGCCAUGAAGGUGCUCAAGAAAGCAACGAUCGUCCAGAAGGCAAAGACUGCAGAGCACACCAUGACAGAGAGACAGGUCCUGGAAGCCGUCAGGAGUUGUCCGUUCCUCGUCACAUUACACUAUGCCUUCCAGACUGACUCCAAGCUCAACCUUAUACUAGAUUAUGUGAACGGCGGCGAACUGUUCACCCACCUCUACCAGAGGGAGCACUUCAGAGAGAGUGAAGUCCGUAUCUACAUUGCCGAGAUCAUCAUAGCCUUGGACUGCCUACAUCAGCUUGGGAUCAUUUAUCGAGACAUCAAGCUCGAAAACAUCCUAUUGGACAAAGAUGGUCAUGUGGUCUUGACAGACUUUGGACUCAGCAAAGAAUUCCUCACAAAUACCGAAGACAGAGCGUACUCUUUCUGUGGGACGAUAGAAUACAUGGCCCCUGAGGUUGUGAGGGGCGGCUCCGACGGUCACAACAAGGCUGUGGAUUGGUGGUCGCUGGGCGUCUUGACCUAUGAACUCCUGACAGGGGCUUCCCCCUUCACGGUGGAAGGGGAGCGGAAUUCACAGUCGCAGAUAUCACAACGAAUCUUAACCAGCCACCCUCCAAUGCCAAAUACAUUUUCCAAAGAGGUCAAAGAUUUUAUCAACAAGUUACUUGUCAAGGACCCAACCAAGAGACUUGGAUGCAAUGGGGUGAAAGACAUCAAAUCUCAUUCUUUCUUCAAGGGGCUGAACUGGGAUGAUGUGGCUGCUAAGAGAGUAUCUCCGCCCUUCAGACCUCACAUCAACGGGGAGCUAGACACCAGCAACUUUGCCGAGGAGUUCACGUCCCUCGUCCCGGCCGACUCACCUGCAGACAUCCCCAAGACGGCCGAUGCAAGGGUCUUUAGGGGCUAUUCCUUCAUAGCACCCUCCAUCCUGUACAGUGACAAUGCCAUCACCCAAGACAUGCUGACUCAGCCGUCUGAACACAACCGUCCAUCCCUCGCAUCCAUUCUCUCUAUACAUGAGCUCAAGGACUCACCAUUCAACAAGUAUUACGAGCUGGACAUGAAAUCAGCACCGAUAGGAGAUGGAAGUUUCUCUAUAUGCAGGAGAUGCACACAUAGAAAGACGGAAAAGGAAUACGCAGUGAAGAUCGUCAGUCGACGGGUUGCCUGUACGCAGGAGAUCACCACGCUACAACUCUGCCAGAAACAUCCCAACAUUGUCCAUCUCAAAGAGGAAUUCAAGGAUAAGCUCCAUACAUACAUCAUCAUGGAACUAUGUAAAGGAGGAGAGCUGUUGGGUAGAAUCCGAAAGAAGAAACACUUUGAUGAGCUAGAAGCCAGCAUGAUCAUGAGGAAACUCGUCUCGGCGGUGGAUUACAUGCACAGUAGAGGGAUAGUGCAUAGGGACUUGAAACCAGAGAACAUCCUCUUCACCGAUGAUUCCGACGAUGCUGAACUGAAGAUCAUCGACUUUGGCUUUGCGCGAAUCACUAACAGCAACCAGCCUCUGAAGACCCCUUGCUUCUCUCUCCACUUCGCCGCUCCUGAGGUACUCAAGAGGGCAUACGAGCAGGAUGGGGAGUACGAUGCUUCCUGCGAUGUCUGGAGCUUGGGAGUUAUCCUGUAUACAAUGUUGUCAGGCAGGGUGCCGUUCCAGGAUCCCAGUAUAUCUAAGAGUAACAGUGCAUCCGACAUCAUGAAGAGAAUCAAGCACGGUAACUUUAGCUUCGAUGGAGAGGAGUGGAACUCUGUGUCUACUCCAGCCAAGGAUUUAAUCAAAGGUUUGCUAACUGUUGACCCAAGUCGGAGAUUGACCACCGAUGAUCUCCUUCAGAAUGAAUGGAUCCAGGGCCAGCAGCUCUCCACCUCAACCCCCCUGAUGACACCAGACAUCCUCAAUUCAUGUGCCUCAAUCCAGAAGCGUGUCAAGGCCACCAUGCGUGCAUUCCACACCGCCCAACGUGAAGGAUUCCUCCUCACCGACGUGUCCAACGCACCCCUGGCCAAGCGACGUAAGAAGAAGAAGGAUUCGUCGACGGAGACUCGCAGUAGCUCCAGUGAGAGCACGCAUUCUCAAAGUUCCUCCUCACAAGAGAGUACGACUCCAACCCCUACAGCGAACCCCGUGCUCACGAUCCCCGUAACGACCGUUUCUUGUGCACCACGAACAACGACCGCUACAGGUGCGCCAUCAAUCCCUUCCGUUCAGCCUCUUCCAAGCCUCAGUAAGCAGACAGGCGCCAGAUUGGACCAGUAUGAGAGCUUGGAAUCCUUAGGUUUCUCGCCAAUCCUGCCCUUCUCUGCAGGAGGCUCGCAGGAGCUCCCGCCCCUGCUCGCGAGGCAGGAUUCUGGUUACGUCGGACAGAUGCCCUCAUACACGCAGGUCACACCAGUGCCAAAGACAAAUGUAGGACCCCACGGGGUCACCUACGCCCCCAUUCUGGACCCCUCCAUGUACCCUUGUGGACUCCAACAACCCAUCCUGGACUUCUCCAGUUCCAUCCCGGAGUAUCUUUCGGUGCAAUACGCGUCAACAGAGCAACCUUCGAUACCUAUGACAGUACCCCGAACACUUCAUCAACCCCACCCCCAUCCCCUUCCCCUCCCCCAUCAACACCUCUCGCAUUUGCCAACCAUCAGUGAAGACCCAUCCACGACGUGAUUCUACUCCCCUGCCUAUAAAGGACGGACACUGGGUGUCUGAAAGAACUUUGAAACAUAAGCAUAUCAGGGCUGUAUUAUUAAAGUAACCUCAAAAAGUGUUUUUAUUACUGUACUAAUUGAUUUUUUUGAAAGCAUGUUUAGUAGUAUUGUAUUUAUGAGAGACAGGAAUAUUAUGACAAGUACCAGAGGGGCAAACCAAAGAUGCAUGUGUGUAUGCGCAAAUGGAAAAAAGGUGCUUUGAAAACUAACUGAGAAGAACAAUGCAGAUUUGCAAGAACCUAGCACAGAUUUCAAGAAAGGCUUUAGCAUAGGUGCCUUUUGUUGAAGAUUUGUGGUGAAAAGACUUGGUAGCCUAUUUUAAAGAGCCAGCGGAAGGGCAAGAUCAUGAUUUAAAUGGAUGACACCAUGAUCCGGACUGAGCCAAUGAAGGGGCUGAACAUGAUCUGGAUGGAGCCUAUAGACUUUGAAAGGACUAAAUCAUGACCUGGCCCUGUAUUUAUCCAAUAAAAGGCCAAAAUCAUGAUUUAGACUUAGCCUAUAGCCUGUGCAAGGACUACAUCAUGAUCUGGACAUCGCAUUUAGCCUAUGAAAGGACUAAAUUAUGAUCCAAUCUGAAAUGAAGAGAUUAAAUCCUGAUCUAGAUUGAAAGUGUAGACUAUGUGGAACUUAUCUUAAGCCUAUAGAAGAACCAAAUCAUGAUUUAAACUAUAGCCUACGAUAGGACUGGAAAGAACUGGAUCUUGAUGCAGACUUAGUCUAUAAACUAUGAAACAAGGAAAUGGUGAUCUGGACCUACUUCAUGGCCAUCUAGAGGGAUUGUGCAUGUGGAACUUACGAAGACAGCUUUAGGAAAUGUCUGAACUUGAUUGAUUGUUUAGAACAACCAUCUAACAAUACCAACUCCUAAGAAAUAUAUGCACAUUUAACCAAAGUCAGUAUUUUCUAUGAUGUCAUGCAAGCAAUAAGAUUUGUUGGAAAUAUAUAUUUGUGUGUGCGACAAAACAUUUCCUUUGAUUGAUUGAUUAGUUAAUUAAUUAGUUAAUUGAUUGUAUAACACGGUAUAACUGUGUUUCAUCCAACAGUUAAAAUGGAGGAAAUAGCUGUAAACUUUAUGACCGGUUGAAUACUAAGCAAGAGAUAUCUUGCGUCAGACUCUAGAAAUUUCCAGUCAUACGAAAAUCAAUGACAAAGCUUUGUAAACAAUCAAUCAGCAUACAAAGUUACAUUGGUAUCAUGAUGUACUGGUCUUUUAUCAGUCAUUUUGAUUUUUUUUGUUUUGCCUUUGGCAAAAGCUUAAAAGCUUUUCUUCUCGCAUAUGGUUUGGAAAAAAGCACAAAUACAAUAAGCCGCUUCGGAAAUAGCACUUUGAAAAAUUACCCCCAAAUAUCCACAGAUCUUUUACCAAUAGAGACGUCCCACUUUGUGCAUUUGAGAAUAAUCACUGCCAAAGUGAUGGAGGUGCUUCAUGAAUACAUUUUGUUUGCCCUCUUGAAAGCAUCCUUCCACAUGUGUAUCAUAAAAUGUACCACUAGUGCAUAAAUGAAUAAUGAUUACAUAACUUUCAGCAGUUGUCUUGAUGGGUUUUACGGUUAUGUGCGAAUGACCUUUAUCUUCCCAUACACAGAUAGUGUCUCUGAAGUGGCUUAUUCACACAAUACCAUAAUACAGAUAUUCUAAUUGCUUCCAUACAGUUCAGGGUUAAGCACGUUGCUUAGCAGAAGCCCAAGGAGGGCAGGCCAUCCCUUGAGCAGGUGAUGAUUUUUAUUGUACACUUGGAUGCUCAUGAAUCAGAAGUAUUUGAGAGGUGUCAUGGUCUAAUCUCUUGACUGGGAAUGCGAAGGUCGUUGGUUCGAUCCCCGGUACAGCACUUUUGUCCUUGAGCAAAACAUUUUAUCCACAUUGCUCCCCUCCACCCACAUGAUAAAUGGGUACCUGCACUGUAACCGGUAGGAUGUGAACGCCAUUGUGUUUGGAUUAGCAUCUGCCCACCCGUAAAAAGGUGACUGCCUGGAAUGCUCUGCAAGAACUCCUCGGACUGCAUAUCAGACUCGGGGAUUGUUUGAGAGAAGGACAGAUUUUGACAGGUGGCGUUUGUCAGAUGUGGCCGUAGCUGGUUGGAAGAGAUAGUUACGUCACCUGAAGUUUUCCUGAUUGGUCAGUCAUUUAGUUCCCUUCCAUAGAGAUUUAACAUGGGAGGGAGCUAUUUAGAGCUCCAUGAUUUGACCUAUGACCGCUUGCAUAUGUUUAUAUGCACUUGUCACAACUAUCUCUUUCAAUAUGCUAUGGAUGUGUCAUUUUAUUGAUUGUGUUUUGCUUCAUCAUUGCAAAACAUCAUUACCUGAAUAGGUUAAAAUACUUGAAAUAUAUUUCCAACAAGUGCCUUAGUUCUUUUCUCUUUA